AUGUCCCACAUGCAAUAUCCAGUGAACGCAAGCGUGCGACAUCACCCAUCAACAGGUAAACAAGGAAGAAAAAAUGCCUUCGAAAUUAUGGCAGGACACCUGAAGAAAGAAUCAAUCAACGACGGCAUUCGCAACCUCAGUGCUCGCAAUAUGCAGCAGCGCUGGAUCGCUUACAUGCGCCGGUUCAAGACAACGCUGAAGACAGUGAAAGUGAGACUGGUCUUGGAUUGA
Phytophthora nicotianae INRA-310 is the source of this 231-nucleotide messenger RNA. RefSeq lists its product as hypothetical. The transcript has a single exon. The record is from RefSeq and is a predicted model, not a curated record. Lineage: Eukaryota; Oomycota; Peronosporomycetes; Peronosporales; Peronosporaceae. Bases 1 to 231 code for a protein of 76 amino acids.